Molecule: messenger RNA, 2166 nt
Organism: Rana temporaria (common frog)
Lineage: Eukaryota; Metazoa; Chordata; Amphibia; Anura; Ranidae
Gene: UBE2G1
Product: ubiquitin conjugating enzyme E2 G1
Exons: 6
Coding region: 158-670 (170 amino acids)
Biological process (GO): protein polyubiquitination; proteasome-mediated ubiquitin-dependent protein catabolic process
Molecular function (GO): ubiquitin conjugating enzyme activity
Source: RefSeq, a predicted model, not a curated record
AUGCGCGAAGGGGGCUCCGAGCGCAGAGUGAGAGGGACAGAGAUUGAAGAGCCGGGGAGGGGGAAAGAGGUGACGGCUCGGACCAGCUGCCUGCUCCCUCCUCUUCUGGGUCGUCCGUUCGUGUUGUCAGCCAGUACUGAUCACGUCGGGAGACAGCAUGACGGAGCCGCAGUCGGCGCUCCUGCUGCGGAGGCAGCUAGCAGAACUAAAUAAAAAUCCAGUAGAGGGAUUCUCAGCAGGCUUAAUAGACGAUAAUGACCUAUACAGAUGGGAAGUUCUAAUUAUUGGCCCUCCAGAUACUUUAUACGAAGGAGGGGUAUUCAAGGCUCAUCUUACUUUUCCAAGAGAUUAUCCCCUGAGGCCGCCAAAAAUGAAAUUUAUUACAGAAAUUUGGCAUCCAAAUGUUGAUAAAAAUGGGGAUGUAUGCAUUUCCAUUCUUCAUGAGCCGGGAGAGGAUAAGUAUGGCUAUGAAAAACCAGAAGAGCGCUGGCUUCCUAUUCAUACGGUGGAAACCAUUAUGAUCAGUGUCAUUUCUAUGCUAGCAGAUCCCAAUGGAGACUCCCCAGCCAACGUUGAUGCAGCAAAAGAGUGGAGAGAAGACCGUAAUGGAGAAUUUAAAAGGAAAGUUGCACGCUGUGUAAGAAAAAGCCAAGAGACUGCUUUUGAGUGACAUUUUAAGCAGUAGCUAGUAGCUCCACAAUUUCAGGGUCUCCAUUAGAGAAACAAGGCACUGUUUUUCCUGCACUCUACCCACCUUUUGCUGGACUUUUUGUUGUAAUAAGUUGGCAAACGCUGGCUGGCACCGGGGGUUGCAAUAAAACAUGCCAGUUAUCAAUGCUGACAAGAGCCUAACAAGUGCCAACUUAAAGGUGAUUUUCGCAUUUCAAAAUCUAAGAACUGCUUUAAACUUCAGGAAGAAUUGUACAGACCUGUACAUAGCACAACAUGAUCCGGAUAAUAUAUAUACUGUUCAUGUACAUCAAAAAAUACACAUUGUACCAAAUAAUGCUUUCUUGAUGUUCGGGUAUGAGUUAUGUAAAGUCUUCUGAGAAUGCAUAUAGAGCAGAAAAUAUGAAGGAAAAGAGAGCAUUUGUAGUCGGAAUUUCUCAGAUCAUCUGUUCAGCUUGAUCUCCUGGUGAUCUUCCUUUUUUCUUUUUUUUUUUCUCUUUUCUCCUCUACCUGUUAUGUUGAAGGCAUGCAAGAUUGGAGUCUGGUGGCUUACAUGGCUAUUUAGGUUCCACCUUCUCAUCUGGCAAGUGCUCAGUGAGGUCUUUAGGAUGUUUAUUUUCCUUCUGCCCUUAAAAUGAAACCUGUCUUCUCUAUGCAGAAACGGCCACUUAUAAUGUUAACAAAUAAAUCAUUUUAAUUCCAUGCAGCAGGAUUUUAGAUUCUUCUUUUUUUUUUUUCUCUUUAAAUGUUUCAGUUUACUGCAGCUAAUCAUGUAAUGGCUCAGUAUGCAAUGUCCCUUUUAUCAUUUUCUUAGUGUCAGUAAUUCCGCCACUAUUAGAUGUUUUAUGUGGUCACUGCAGGAAUUUGGUUACCUUUUUUUAAAAAAUUGAUCAAUAUUUUACCCCUAAGGGGAAUAAGCUCUGGUAAUUAAACUCCUGAAGUGCCUUUAUGUAUCACAAAGACUUUCCGAUAUAUCGUGUAAAUUGUUUGUUUGGGUCACAUGCAAAACCAUUUUCAAAGAGUUGAGCUAAUUGUAUACUCAACCUGGCUGUAGCAGAUCACCAGUGAGCCCCUAAAACCCUGCUGCUUUUAUUGAGGCAACCAAGUGACUAUUAGUGAUUGCAUUUCUUGUACAACCCCUUCUCUUUGACUGCCUGGUUUGAACUUGAAAGAAGGAAAGCAUGCAUAUGUGUAGGUUUAUCAAUGUAUCUUCAGGGUUUGACACAAUGUUGCAUUUUUGUAUUUUUUUUGUCCAAGUUUUAUCCUUCUUUUUUCUUUUUUCUAACACACUUCAUUGCUUUUACAUUUUUUUUAUUUUUUUUUUUUUUUUGGGACUCUCAUUCUGUUCAUGUUUUUAUUCUUCUCCAGCCGUUUUUUUGCUUCACCCAAUGUACAAAGAGAAAAAAAAUGUGAUGUAUAUUUUCAUGUAAUUUUUGAUUUUGGAAUUCUGUCACCUUCUGUAGUGCGUUCUUCCAAAAUAUAAUUUUUUUCCAAUAA